This is a messenger RNA of Callorhinchus milii (elephant shark), 1630 nucleotides long. RefSeq names its product RUNX family transcription factor 1 (gene runx1). The record is from RefSeq and is marked provisional. NCBI's taxonomy places the organism in Eukaryota, Metazoa, Chordata, Chondrichthyes, Chimaeriformes, Callorhinchidae. Gene Ontology annotation, biological process: regulation of DNA-templated transcription. Gene Ontology annotation, molecular function: DNA-binding transcription factor activity, RNA polymerase II-specific; RNA polymerase II cis-regulatory region sequence-specific DNA binding; ATP binding. Gene Ontology annotation, cellular component: nucleus.
AGGGAGAGGGAAUCUUCCUGUGAGCCCUGUGUUGUGAUGCGUGUUCCUGUAGAUCCGAGCACCAGCCGCCGGUUCCCGCCGCCCUGCACGUCGCUGGGUUCGGGGAAGAUGACGGACUCCCUCCCGCUGCCCCCCCCGCCCGCCCCGGCGGCCCCGCACCCCCCCCACCCGGACAGCGCCCUGACCAAGCUCCGGCCGGCGGACCGCACGAUGGUGGACGUCUUGGCCGACCAUCCCGGGGAGCUGGUCCGCACCGACAGCCCCAACUUCCUCUGCUCCGUCCUCCCCACUCACUGGAGGUGCAACAAAACCCUCCCCAUCGCCUACAAGGUGGUGUCGCUGGGAGAUGUACCUGAUGGGACCCUGGUCACCGUCCUGGCCGGUAACGACGAGAACUACUCGGCUGAGCUCCGCAAUGCUACAGCCGUCAUGAAGAACCAAGUGGCUCGAUUCAACGAUCUCCGAUUUGUGGGACGCAGCGGACGAGGGAAAAGUUUCACGCUGACCAUCACCGUGUUUACAAACCCUCCACAAGUGGCCACUUACCACAGAGCCAUCAAAAUCACAGUGGAUGGACCGAGAGAGCCGAGAAACACCAGGCAAGUACAGCCUUCUCCACCGUGGACCUACGACCAAUCCUACCCUUACAUUGGACAGAUCUCCACGCCUUCUGUCCAUCCUGCAACCCCCAUCUCCCCUGCCCGAGCCAGUGGGAUGCCCACCUUAACAGCUGAGAUUUCCAGCAGACUCUCAGUCGCCUCUGACCUGACGGCGUUCGGUGAUCCGAGGAUGAGCAUUGACCGGCAGUUCUCGGCCCUCCCCCCUCUCUCCGACAGCCGAUUCCCAGACCCUCGGAUGCACUACCCAGGAGCCUUCGCCUACACCCCGACCCCGGUCACCAACGGGAUCGGCCUGGGAAUGUCUGCCAUGACAACCGCCGCUCGCUAUCACACCUACCUGCCUCCCCCUUACCCGGGCUCCGGCCAGGGGCAAGGCGGACACUUCCAGACCAGCUCAGCCCCCUACCACCUCUACUACGGCACCUCGGCUGGAUCCUACCAGUUCUCCAUGAUGUCCGGGGGCGAUCGCUCGCCCCCCCGCAUCCUGCCACCCUGCACCAACGCAUCGACAGGCUCCAGCCUCCUGAACCCCAGUCUCCCCAACCAGAACGAGGUGGGGGAGACCAACGGCAGCCACAGCAACUCGCCAACAAACAUGAGCACCACGGCCAGGCUGGAGGAGGGAGUGUGGCGGCCAUAUUGAACGAAAUAAGCCGUCGGGGCAGGGGGAUUGGCGGGGUGGGGGGGGGGGGGAACGCUACACGGUGAUGGGAGGAAAGGGAGGGGGAGGGAGGAAGGGGAGGGAGAUGUCACGGUAAAGCGAGAGAAUUUCAAAGGAAGAUUCCCACCGGAAUUCGGGGACUGAGAGGAAGGGGAGUUGGGUAGGAGGAGUGGGGGAGGUGGGGAGGUCACUGUGAAUGCUUUUUUCCGGUAUAAUUGCUGUGAAAGGAGAAAAAAAAAGUUGUGGGUUGUUUUUUCCACCCCUCUUUUGUUUAGCUUAAAAAGAAAAAGAACCUUUUCACCGCAAGGCGUAGUCAACCAGGCUUUCUGUCAAUCACCCAGGGAAUAAA